Dendronephthya gigantea is the source of this 636-nucleotide messenger RNA. RefSeq names its product protein DD3-3-like. The transcript has 5 exons. The record is from RefSeq and is a predicted model, not a curated record. Lineage: Eukaryota; Metazoa; Cnidaria; Anthozoa; Malacalcyonacea; Nephtheidae. The annotation marks the transcript as partial.
CUGAUCUUCGACCAGUCGUCAUCUCAAGAAAAGAUGAGGAAUCUGAUUUUGUCGACCCUUUUGAGUUUGUGUGUUUUAGGACUUCACGUACGCGGCGAUGUCUAUCUUCAUAAUCCGCGGGGUUCUAACAACAGAUUGUUAGGCGAAGGAGCCAAUCGUAAAAAUGGGAACAGAGUGUUCGACUCCCAGAAUAACGCUAAAGGUGGUUACAACGCUGGUGAAAAGAGCGAAAAAAAGACAACUGAUUGGUAUCAUAUGCAAUAUUUCAUGAGCGGCACCUCGGCUGAUGCACCAACUAUCCUGAAUCUUGAAUGGACCAAUCAGCACGGCUGUGGCGACGGUGACCUGAAUUGUAACAUCGUCUUGCAAUACAUGUGUCGCCCUUCCGGACAGGAGGAUGAACAAAGGGAGAUGAGGAACGGCAAAACAGAGUCGACCCCAAUCUAUAGAAAACGCAAUCUUAAAAAUCCUGCAAAAAAAUCUGCGGAAAGAAGGUCGCAAUCACUUCUUGACAGAGCUUACAACGAGCAGUGGGAAUGGUAUGACAAGUGCAACAGGAGAGAAAGAAACAAAGGUCUGUUCACAGCUGAUCAGAACCUCAAGAGAAACACAGCAAGGUACACGCGACAAAACCCA